Stylophora pistillata is the source of this 2609-nucleotide messenger RNA. RefSeq names its product ras-related protein Rap-2c. NCBI's taxonomy places the organism in Eukaryota, Metazoa, Cnidaria, Anthozoa, Scleractinia, Pocilloporidae. The record is from RefSeq and is a predicted model, not a curated record. Gene Ontology annotation, molecular function: GTP binding; GTPase activity.
CUUUCUUUCUUUCUUUCUUAUCUUUGAUAGAUUCCAGCGACCGUCCACGCCCUUCCAUGUCAUGUUAUCUCCAAUUCCUUAAUGUUCUGCUCAGUACAAUACAAUGCCAUUCUCUUCUCGUUUGGGAACAAAGGCAUAUACAGAUUUGUAUCGCAAACUGUCCAAGCGAUGAAAUUUCCUAACAGCAAACACGAGUCAUUAAAACUCGUUUUUGUUUCUUUUCUUCAUUUACUACGGCUUAUUUUAAGCAUUGUCAGUUGUACAACAGUCACAGGCUUUUCCAAUCAGUUAUUAGUAACGAAUCUAUCGCACAAAUCACAUCAACACGACCACAAACCCAAUUUUGUGAAAUAUCAAUGGUGCGCUCAUGUGAGCGCACUGCUCCAUCUGUUCUUCAAAUGGAGUGAUUUAGAAACGGUUCCCAGUCGUAAAGCAACAAAGCAGUGCUCCGCAGUUCCAAAACGUUGCAUUUGUUUAAUAGGAUUUAAACAAUUUUCGCGUACUUUACUGAUUGAUGAAGGGCGGCUAAGCUCAAUCUGAAGGGUCACUAACCUCUUAUUGUAGACAAAAGGUAUUUUGCCGUCCACUGAUUUACAUGUCUAGUAAUUACCUCUUGACGUGCUCUGUAAAGUCGGCAGGAAAAUUGAAAAGCUCGGUUCAACAGCAAACAAAGUGUAGUGGAGCAUGCGAGUGAUAUCGUCCUUGUUUACGCAAUUAUUAUCGAUGAAAACCGCCGCAAACAAUUACGCAGACAAUUACCUAGCAGCUGGUUCAUGGUUGAACUGGCAACAGACAAAAAUUUAAACGAACAGCGCAUUUUCGCAGAUCAGAGCAAUCGCUCAAGUGCCACUAUUCAUCAGUGGUGAAAUUUUCUUUUGGAAUGCUUCGAAGACGAGGUUCUGCCCCAGCCGUCGUAUUACAACAACAUUUCGAGGAAUCAAGAGGGGUCGUCUCGAGAGCGGACCGCAUCAUCCUUCCUUUAGAAACGCAAAAAUUGUCCAAGGCUAAACGGGGUAAGAAGGAUUUCGCGGAACGGAGUUACAGCCCUCCACCACUAGUGCUGUCAUGUCCGGACAGAAAGACGAACGAAGCGCGCUACAGUGGUGACUAUGACAGCGCAUCACCCAGAUGUCCGAGUCCACCUGGAUCGCCAAGCUCACCAGUGUUAAGCAAGAAACCAUUGAAAUAUCGACCAAGGAGAAGAGAGAGCGAACCUUUUGUGGGCCAGCCACCCGCGUCACUGAAUUCGCGCAACACGACAUCGAGUACGUUACAUAGGAGAAGCACUUCGUUUAGAGAUUAUAACAUUGUUCUUCUCGGACAAGGAGGUGUUGGGAAAUCGGCAUUGUUAGUGCGAUUUACAACCGGACGAUUUAUCCACGAAUACGACCCCACCCUUGAAAUGACCUACGAUAUGUGUGCUGAAAUAGAUGAGGAUCCGGCUAUUUUACACAUCACUGACACCGCAAGCACGCAUGAACCAGUGUAUCUGAGCCAAAAUGAGGGCUUCAUCGUCGUUUACUCCAUAGACGAACCGAGAUCUUUUCAAACCGCCACGCAACUUAUCAAGCUCAUCCGGGAACUGAAGAAGCAGCGAGGUCAACAAACUGCCAUUGUUCUAGUUGGAAACAAAGUAGACCUGAGCCACUCUCGGUCGGUGUCCAAACAGGAAGCUUUAGAGUUUGCUUCGGAAUACGAAUGUUUCUUCCACGAGGCUUCAGCUGCUAACGAUAUAAACGUGAAAGUUGCUUUCCACGACGCCGUCAGGCAGUUGCGGAUGAUUCAGUUGAACAAGAAGGCAAAUGGACCGAUGAAUUCGAUCAAGAACUUCUUCUCGCGCUGAGAAAACUACGAUGAAGAGUCAUUAUUUUCUGGGGGAAAUUCAAGCUGUAAAAAAAAUUAGGACGAGAGGAAAGAGGCUCUUUUGACUAUGUUGUGCUGCUUUCCUUCAGUAAAUUCGCCUGCUUUCUAAGGAACAGUCUUAAUUCAUCCCCUGGGUGGGGGAAAGUCGGAGGAUUUUGGGGGAGGGGAGGGAAACAGUCGUCGCUUAUAGAGUAUAAAGUGGGGACUGUAGAAAACUUACAGUCAAAUUCCCUUGGGGAAUCAGUUAACUUUCAUUGUCACACAACCAAAAUCCUCCAAAUUCCCCCACCCCUCAGGAAUAAUGAAGACCGGUCCCUAAAUUAGUCUCGAUGCUUCGUCUUGAAAAGUUCCCUAAAGUACAGAUGCUGGAAGGGCGAAGCAAAGGUCCAUCCAAAAUGGAUGCUUUUGCAGAAGAAUAAUUACUGUCUCGGUUGUUUUAAACUGGCUACAAAGCUAUUGCCUUCCCAAAUGCGCUAUGCUCCCAUCCUGAAGACAUCCUAAAGCGUUACUCAUAGACAUAGAAUAGCGUUUUCAUACAUUCAGGUAUGGAGGACCAAAAUGGUAUGAUUCUUUUCUCUGUGUGAGGAAAAUUCAUUCCAAAAAUCUUUGAUUAGGCUUAUAAAGUUAGUCGUACCAUGAUUUUAAGGUAUGGACUCAGAAUUCUCUCACUCACUCAUUCACGCACUUAGUCCAUUCUGAUCUGUUAGACAUUUAAUUUAUGAAUUAAACGUGGGUCAAACGCGUUA